GCCGGAUUUGGAGCGCUCGGCGCCGGCGGGGCCGGAGGGGGCGGCGCGGCGGAGCCUCCAGUGGCCUCGGACGCUCCUCCUAGCCCGCGGCCGCCGCCCGCCUCCGCCUCCAGUUCUGUAGCCCCGGCCUGCCGGCCGCCACUUCCGGCCGCUCACCUGGGACGCGCUCACCUGCCUCGGGGCGCCUGGGCACCAGGAUGAAGGACCGGCUGGAGCAGCUGAAGGCCAAGCAGCUCACACAGGAUGAUGAUACGGACGAGGUCGAGAUUGCCAUUGACAACACGGCUUUCAUGGAUGAGUUCUUUGCGGAGAUCGAGGAAACUCGUCAGAACAUCGACAAGAUCUCAGAGCACGUGGAAGAGGCUAAGAAACUCUACAGUAUCAUCCUGUCUGCACCGAUUCCUGAGCCAAAAACCAAGGAUGACCUAGAGCAGCUCACGACUGAGAUCAAGAAAAGGGCCAACAACGUCCGGAACAAACUGAAGAGUAUGGAGAGGCACAUUGAGGAAGAUGAGGUCCGGUCAUCCGCAGACCUUCGGAUUCGGAAAUCCCAGCACUCCGUCCUGUCCCGGAAGUUUGUGGAGGUGAUGACCAGAUACAACGAGGCUCAGGUGGACUUCCGCGAACGCAGUAAAGGGCGAAUCCAGCGGCAGCUCGAAAUCACUGGCAAAAAGACUACAGAUGAGGAGCUAGAGGAGAUGCUGGAGAGUGGGAACCCUGCCAUCUUCACUUCUGGGAUCAUUGACUCUCAGAUUUCCAAGCAAGCCCUCAGUGAGAUCGAGGGGCGGCACAAGGACAUCGUGAGGCUGGAGAGCAGCAUCAAGGAGCUUCAUGACAUGUUUAUGGACAUCGCCAUGCUGGUGGAGAAUCAGGGUGAGAUGCUAGAUAACAUAGAGCUGAAUGUCAUGCACACAGUGGACCAUGUGGAGAAGGCACGGGAAGAAACUAAAAGAGCCGUGAAGUACCAGGGUCAGGCCCGGAAGAACCCGAUUUCACUCCAGCCUGGUGUGGCCACCCUUGUCUUCAGAUGGGAAUGGAGUUUGAAUGGCUUUCCUGAGAGAGAGUGGGACCUGUUCCUUUGUUUCCUUGUAACCGUCCUUGGACCUGACCCAGCAAACAACUUAGCCCCGGAGGAAGCUAAUCUGCCUGAUGUAACCCUGAGUUCUCAGAACCUUCUCCUGCCCCACCAACUCUGAAGUACCUUCUCUCCCGGACAGUAUGAACCAACCCAGCUUCUCUUUGUUCCCUCUGAAUGUGUCAAAGUAAGCCUUGCACCUUGGAAAGCCGAUUCCAAACCUUCCCAGGGUGCUGUAUUUUCUACCUCAUGGAGUAUUCUUCUCCCAGAAAUUGCAACGUAUUUUUGAGGGGUAUCUUUCACAACACAAGGGGAUUCUUCCAAGUGUGGUGACAGUAAGGCUCAGCUCGAGCCUUGUACUUGGCAAGGUCUUGGUCCUCACAGUUUGCUGUCCCUGUGUCUUGAAAAUAUGUGGAACUAGCAGAUGUCAUUUUGGUCUUAGCAGCUGACUUGUUUGAAGUUCAGUCUUAAAUUAAGCUCUUGGUAUGUUCAGCUUCAUGGCCAAUUUCAGUCUUUAUGUUGUGUUCUCUCAUGUUUACUCAAGGAGGCACCAGGAUGAUACGGUUGUCUGAGGUUACCAUUUGUAAAGGCUGAAGGUAUGAGAUAUUUGUUUGCCUCUCUGAGUCUUGGAAACUGGCUGUUCUCCUUUGGAGUGAUGCUUUGUGAAGCCACUGCCUUGAGGCCAGAAAUAACCAGGCACUUAAAAUUGGGCCAGGGACAAGGUGCUUGAGUUUCAGGUUCUGGAAAUGCUUAGACUGGUGCGAGUGUUCAUUCAUUCAUUUCAUAUAUUCCAGAUGUAUUUUUAUAAUCAUGUGUGAGACGUACAUAUAUAUUUGCCUGUCUCCGAGGAAGUAGGACACUAGAAAUGGAGAAUAUUAUAACAUCAAAAAACAAAAACAAAAACCUUGGGCUGGACUAAAAAUUAGGUAAGACAUUUGCUUAUUUACAAAUGAACACAGCAGAAAUAGGAUCUUCCUGUGUCAUUGAGAAACCUUGUUUUCUGGAUGAGUGCUGGGAUGAUCAUAGAUCUUUGGGGUUAGGACUACACUGAUCCCACUAAGUUUUUCUGCUUAGCGGACAGGUAUGACAAGUUUUGGCACCUCUCCUUGCUGCUGCAUAGGUGAGGCUUGUCCUGAGAGUAUCCCACAGCAAUCUGAGAUCAUUUCUGGGGCCUUUAGGAUGAUCCUGUCUCCAGGGCUGAGUCAGCUGGGGGAGACCGGGGACUACUGAGUAGCUGGUAUUGCUACCAGGUAAAUGAGCUUGACAGGUUCUUUGUCUCCCCCCAAUUCUUAUCAUGGAGGAAGCAACAGCCAGGAAAUGAUUUCAAGUGUAGUGACUAUGGUGACCCAGUGGUGAGCCCCUUAGAUACCCUGCCAGUCUCCCUGAUGUAUAGUUGAACUUCGACACUCUAGGAUAGAGUGAGCACCUAAUCCAGGCACUGCCCCGGGCUUCCUUUGCAAAGGCUGUGUACUCUGUCAUUGCUCAGCACUCCUACAGAGCCAAAGGGAUACCCUCUUCCCAUGGCUAUGAAGUCAGACAGUGGACUGGCUCCAGCAACGAGGGAAGACAAGCUCUUACCACAGGCCUUUGUUGAGCCCUGGGGCUUAGUCUGGAAUACAACAAGUGAAGGGUUUUUUGUCAUUUGUGUUUUUUAAAUGUAAACUUGAUUAUUUUAUUGAUAAUUUAAAAAUAAAUGACUUUAUAUUGAUUGUGAAA
Lutra lutra (Eurasian river otter) is the source of this 2791-nucleotide messenger RNA. It is a transcript of the gene STX3, whose product is annotated as syntaxin 3. The transcript is spliced from 10 exons. Gene Ontology annotation, biological process: intracellular protein transport; exocytic insertion of neurotransmitter receptor to postsynaptic membrane; synaptic vesicle fusion to presynaptic active zone membrane. Lineage: Eukaryota; Metazoa; Chordata; Mammalia; Carnivora; Mustelidae. The record is from RefSeq and is a predicted model, not a curated record. Gene Ontology annotation, molecular function: SNARE binding; SNAP receptor activity. Bases 198 to 1196 code for a protein of 332 amino acids. Gene Ontology annotation, cellular component: presynaptic active zone membrane; postsynapse; SNARE complex.